This is a messenger RNA of Arachis duranensis, 1911 nucleotides long. Its product is annotated as delta(8)-fatty-acid desaturase 2. Gene Ontology annotation, cellular component: membrane. The record is from RefSeq and is a predicted model, not a curated record. Lineage: Eukaryota; Viridiplantae; Streptophyta; Magnoliopsida; Fabales; Fabaceae. The transcript has 2 exons. Gene Ontology annotation, biological process: lipid metabolic process. The coding region runs from base 378 to 1724 and encodes 448 amino acids. Gene Ontology annotation, molecular function: oxidoreductase activity, acting on paired donors, with oxidation of a pair of donors resulting in the reduction of molecular oxygen to two molecules of water.
UUCUUUCCACCUUGGUUGGUUACUUUCUAAAUCGUUUAAUUUAAUAUACAAGUUAUAAAUAAAUCUACCUAGGAGAUCCCAAGCAUUUUUCCCCGAGAGAGAGAGAGAGGGAGAGAGAAAAACGGGGUUUUAGGUUCAGAUUCGGCGUUCCUGCCGCCCCCUUUCUUUCUCAUUCUCUGCCUUGCCGCCGCACACUCAAUCUCAUUCACCGCUACACCUCCUUUCUUCUCUGUUCUCUGUUCGCUUUCUCGACCCCCUGCUGAUCUGAUCCAUCUUCUCCACUUUAGAACUUCAGGAGAGUAAAGGAGUUUGACAACCAUGGGCAUAGUUUUGGCUUCAUCAUCAUCAUAAUCAAUAUCAAUAUUAGGAUCAAGAUCAUGCAGGUUGUUGAGAAGAAGUACAUGACCCCGGAGGAGCUGAAGGAGCAUAACAAGCCAGGGGACUUGUGGAUUUCGAUCCAGGGGAAAGUCUACAACGUCACAGAUUGGGCCAAGGAUCACCCUGGCGGUGAUGUUCCCAUUACAAACCUUGCUGGCCAGGACGUAACCGAUGCGUUCAUCGCUUAUCAUCCUGGCACAGCGUGGCAAUAUCUCGACAAGUUCUUCACCGGCUACCACCUCAAAGACUUCAAUGUCUCUGAGGUCUCCAAGGAUUACAGGAAACUCUGGGUCGAGUUUGUGAAGAUGGGGCUAUUUGAGAAGAAGGAACAUGUUACUCUAUACACACUGUCUUCAGUUGUUGUCAUGUUUGCCAUUGUGAUCUACGGUGUCUUGAGCUGCACUAGCGUCUGGGCUCAUCUGGGAUCUGCCCUUUUGCUUGGUUUGCUUUGGAUGCAGAGCACAUAUGUUGGACAUGAUUCUGGACACUAUGAAGUUAUGUCAAGCCGCCAAUACAACAAGUUUGCACAGAUCCUUUGUGGGAAUUGCUUGACUGGAAUAAGCAUUGCAUGGUGGAAGUGGACUCACAAUGCACACCACAUUGCUUGCAAUAGUCUUGACUAUGAUCCUGAUCUACAACACAUUCCGGUUUUUGCCGUGUCUUCACGGUUCUUCAGCUCUAUGAAAUCUUACUUCUAUGGUAGAUACCUCAAGUUUGAUGCUCUGUCUAGGUUCUUGGUGAGUUACCAGCACUGGACUUUCUACCCGGUGUUGUGCUUUGCAAGGGUAAACCUUUACCUUCAGACAUUUCUGCUAUUGUUCUCGAGGCAGCGUAAUGUCCCGGAUAGAGCUUACAACAUAACUGGAAUCCUUGUGUUCUGGACUUGGUUCCCACUCCUUGUUUCAUGCUUGCCAAAUUGGCCGGAGAGAGUGAUGUUUGUGGUUGCAAGUAUGGCUGCAUGCUCAAUUCAGCACCUCCAAUUUUGCCUCAACCAUUUUGCGGCAAAUGUGUAUGUUGGGCCGCCGAGUGGGAACGAUUGGUUCGAGAAGCAGACGAGUGGGACACUGGAUAUCUCUUGCUCAUCUUGGAUGGAUUGGUUCUUUGGUGGGUUGCAGUUCCAGCUUGAGCACCAUUUAUUUCCAAGAUUGCCAAGGGCACAAUUGAGGAAAGUUUCACCAUUGGUGAUUGAUCUUUGCAAGAAGCAUAAUUUGCCUUAUAGGAGUUUAUCUUUCUUUGAGGCCAAUCUAUGGACUCUAAAGACCCUAAGAACUGCUGCAUUGCAAGCCAGGGACCACACUAUCCCUCCCCAGAAUUUGCUAUGGGAGGCUUUCCACACUCAUGGUUGAAGACAGCAUAGUUGACAAUUGUGACUUCUCUGGAGCAUAUUAUCAAACACCUUGUGGUGUUAGUUUUAUUUGCCCCUUGUUUUCUGAAUUGGGCAAUUGGAGCGAGAUUAGGAUUAUACGUCUAUCGGGAAUGUAUCAAAUUAUGAGCGAUGAUUCAUUCAAUAAUAAAAUCUUUUCCUUUUAUGAA